This is a messenger RNA of Plasmopara halstedii, 1680 nucleotides long. Its product is annotated as Transcription initiation factor TFIID, subunit BDF1 and related bromodomain proteins. NCBI's taxonomy places the organism in Eukaryota, Oomycota, Peronosporomycetes, Peronosporales, Peronosporaceae. The record is from RefSeq and is a predicted model, not a curated record. Bases 1 to 1680 code for a protein of 559 amino acids. Gene Ontology annotation, molecular function: protein binding. The transcript has a single exon.
AUGCCGCCUGCAGUCCCUGCUCCUAAUUUGACUGCUGUUGCCUCAAAAAGAGGCCCGGUUGAACCACAACUUGCCCCAAGUGCAAGUUCGGCUUCGAAUAAAAAAAGUAAAAAGCACAAAAAGUCUGAUUUGACUUCGUGGGAGAGCGCUUGUGACCGCGUGCUUAAUCGUUUGGGUAAGAUCGAGCAAGUAUCUAAACUUCACUUCAACCAUCCACUAUUGGAGGUAUUUCCUCAGCUUGCUACGGAAUAUAAGAGCCUUAUUGCUGAGCCUAUGGAUCUGCGCACAUUACGUGAACAGCUGCAUGCGCACGCGCUCACUCAAGCUGAUUUUCUGUAUAAUGGUAGAUUGAUAUUUCAGAAUGCUAUGCGGUUCAAUUGUGCUGAUGAUUCCGCGUCAACUCAAGUGCGCGAAAUGUCUGCCCACCUACUGUGGUACUUUGAUUCGUUGUGUGCUGAGAUGUUGAUUACUUCGGGGCCUGAGGUAACAGGUGAGCAGAGUCGCGCCAAGCGGGAUCAAUUGAGACGCGAGCGUGCCGAGUUUGUCAGCACCGUCCCAGUAGAGUUGAAAGCCAAAGAAUGUCAGAAGCUGCUUCGGGUAUUAAACAGCCAGAAACACGACAAAAAUUGCUGGCCAUUUCGUAAGCCUGUUCGUGUGUUAUUUCCCGCACUGACGUCGGAUUAUUUUGACAUUGUCAAGACACCAAUGGACUUGUCGACGAUUGCUGAAAAACUAACGGCGUUUGAGUACAAAAUGCACGGGGACUUUAUUCGGGAUGUGCGCCUGACGUUCGAAAAUGCUAUGGUUUACAAUCGGGCGGACAAGGAUCGCGAAGGAUGGAGUGUGUAUUCUGCAGCAGUGCACAUGUUGGCUGUAGUGAAUGACUUGUGGAGUGAUGUGACACUGGACGUGACUGAGAAGACGCGACGUCGGGAACUACUACGAAAGGAACGAAUGAACGAGUCAAAGCGAAAGCGGAGCGAAAUGUCGGAUGAGCGUGAAAAGAAAUCGCAAAAGCAUCUCUCUCAAGCUGCUAACGAUGCAGACUCUGGCUGCAAGCCCCACAAAAGCACAGUGGAAGGGGGAACAACUGCUACUGGUAGUGAUGCAAGUUUGGUGAUGCCUAGCAAGCGCACACCCUCAACAGCUCCUGUCGACACAGCUACUUCUGUCGUGGGAACGAUCGUCGUCGGUGGCACGAAUAGCUCAAGGGAGGAUGCAAAUAUUUCGGAUGCGACAGCGACCCGAGUAAAAUUGCAACUUAUGCCAAACAGACCAAAUAUGGACCGCAUGAACAAGCAAGAGCGUAAGGCCGAAGAAAAACGGCGAAAGCGAGCCCGACGUGAAGAGGAAAUGGCACGAACAGAGAAGAGACGUCGUACAGCUGUGGCAGCCACUGACGAUGCUUUACGUGAAGCUGAAAUUCGAAGUCGACGUAAACUUCAGAAGCUGGAAAUAGCAGAAGCAGUACGUUUGCGUGAAGAGCGAGAGCGUCGCGCUGCAGAAGAGGAGGCAGAGCGCGCACGUCGGGCACAGAUGAAAUUAGACACUGCAGCGUGGACAGGUGUAUUGCUGCCAGUUUCAAAUGCUUCAACGAGCAAACGGGCGGGAUUCUGGUUGAAGAAAUACACAAAGCUUCAGAUUCCUAUGGCGUUUCAAACACCAGCUAUAAAUGCUUAG